GCUGGAUUGACACACAAUGAGGAGCAGAGGCUGGGGAGACGCUCCACAAACGCCGCUGUAAAUAAAUACAACAAUCACUGAGGCCAGAGAAACAUGGAGAACCAGUGCACAGUGCAGGUAAAGCUGGAGCUGGGUCACAGAGCCCAGCUGAGAAAGAAGGUGACAUCGGAAGGCUUCACCCACGACUGGAUGGUGUUUGUCCGAGGGCCAGAGACCGGCGACAUCCAGCACUUUGUAGAGAAAGUUGUCUUCCGCCUGCACGAGAGCUUCCCCAAACCCAAGAGAGUAUGCAAGGAGCCUCCAUACAAAGUGGAGGAGUCGGGCUACGCAGGCUUCCUCAUGCCCAUUGAGGUUUACUUUAAGAACAAGGAGGAGCCAAAAAAGGUGUGUUUCAACUACGACCUAUUCCUCAACUUGGAGGGGAACCCGCCAGUCAACCACCUGCGCUGUGAGAAGCUCACCUUCAACAACCCCACCAAAGAAUUCAGGAGAAAGCUGAUCAAAGCUGGAGGGGUAUUAGUCGUUCCAGAGGGGGCUGAAGCCGUGUCGAGGCCCAGUCCAGACUACCCGAUGCUCCCCACCAUCCCCCUCUCUGCCUUCUCAGACCCCAAGAAGACCAAGACCUCUCACGUGUCAAAGGAGCCCAGCAAAGAGGGAAGUGGUGGCAGCAGCAAAGGACCCAAACCGCACAAACUGACCAAGGAGCACCGUGAACGGCCCCGAAAAGACUCUGAGAGCAAAGCCACAUCAAAAGGAGACAACGACAGAGACGGAAGCAGCAAGAGUGGCCGCGACCCUUCCUCAUCCUCAUCCUCAUCUUCAAAAAAGCCGUCGGAGAUCAAAGUGAAAGAUGAAGUUAAAGUUCUACCCAAGGCUGCCUUCAAGGAGCCCAAACUCACCCUGAAGGAGUCAAAGAUGGAGGGCAUGUCCCCCAAAGGAGGGGGGGCUGGGAGCGGAGGUGGUGGCGGGGGAGGAGGCGGGGGAGGGCCCGCAGAGUCUAAAGCCCCGGGGAAACGACCCUCCACUGUCGAGUCUCCCAAACCCAGCGCGAAGAAACAGAAGAAAGGCAGCUCGGAGGGGCCGAAGGUGCCAAGCGGCGGGGCGUUCACAGGAACUUCUCCCCGCGUCUCCUCCUCGUCUACAGCCAGCCAGCCAUACGCAGAGAAGAAACCUCCCAAGGAUAAAGGUCGCUGGCCAAAAGGCAAGAAUGACGCACAGGAGCCCAAAGAGCCCAAGAAACUUCCAGAGUCAGAAGAGUCGAAUUCAGAGGAUGAAGCAUCAUCGAAGUCAGAGCAAUCGGCUGCUUCCAGUGCUUCUAACUCCAGUUCGAGUUCUGACUCCAGUUCAGAUUCGGACUUUGAGCCGGGACAGAAACAAGGACAAGGCCCCCUUCGAUCGAUGGUGGAGGAGAUCCAGUCAGAAGAGUCGGACGAUGACGACAGCAGCUCAGAGGAGGAGACGCCCAUCAAGACCAACCCCCCCAACCGCGACUCUCGACUCAGCCUGGACAGCGAGAGUGACAGCAGCGACGGCUCGCACAGCCCCAGUCGAGACCCCGCCCCGCCCCCACAGAAACACAGCUCCUCCAACAACAAAGUUUCAGGCAGAAAGAGUCCAGAUUCCUCGUUUCGCUCAGAGAAGGUGUUGAAGAAGGGAUACGACAAGGUAGGAAGGGCCUACACAGAAGAACUGGUGGACCUCCACCGCAGACUGAUGGCUUUAAGGGAGCGUAACGUCCUGCAGCAGAUUGUGAACCUGAUCGAGGAGACGGGUCACUUCAACGUGACCAACACCACCUUUGACUUUGACCUCUUUUCACUGGACGAGUCCACCGUCCGCAAACUACAGAGCUACCUGGAGGCAACGGCCACGUGACAGGCAGUGGAGACCGGCGUGGGGAAACCGGCCUGUGGAUGGCGGCAGCGACGGAGGUAGACUCGCCGCCACCACCUCGCCUCCUCUUUUUUUUUUUUUUUAUAAGGAGGGGACGAGCAGCCACAUCACGUCGCAGCUAGCUGUCUCACAGGCCCGAAUGAACCAUCGAACAACUACCACACAAACAGAAACACACGAACAAACGCAAGCACACAUGAAGACACCUUCACGUGAUGCUAGGGAGGAAGGAGGAGGUGUGGAGGGGGGGAGGUGGUGGAGGAGGAGGAGCGGAGUGGUUGAACUCCGUCUACAGGCAGGAUUUUCACUACACAUCUUUCUUUUUUGGGGGGUCUGUGCAGAGCUGUGGUAUGCACCCCACACUCCCUCCUUCACCCUCCUGCACUCCCGCCUUUACAAACCCAAUACUUCCCCUCCUCCUCCUCCUCCACCACCUCCCCCUUCACACGCACACUCCUUACUUGGCAGAACACUUCAGUCCCCUUCCCCCUGCUGUCAGCUGGAGCUCAUUUCUCUCUCGACAUACUCUUUGACUUGUGUGUGUGUGUGUGUGUGUGUGUGUGUGUGUGUGUGUGUGUGUGUGUGUGUGUGUGUGUGUGUGUGUGUGUGUGUGUGUGUGUGUGUGUGUGUGUGUGUGUGUGUGUGUGUGUGUGUGUGUGUGUGUGUGUGUGUGUGUGUGUGUGUGUGCACAUGCUGAGGUUUAAGAGGAGAUGUUGUCUUUGUGGUAACCGACUUCUCUUUGUUCGUGAAGCUCGAGCACAAACAACAGCCGGUUUCCCUCCUUCUCACACACAACAAACAAAUACAGAUUCAUGUCAUAAUUUACUUUUAAGGCCCGUUCCCUGUUAAGCAUUCAUAAGCAGCGUGUAAAUUAUGAAUUAACGGUUUAUAACACACUGUAAUGUAGUUGCAAGCAGCUAUAAGUAUACAUGUAGUAUACAAGUAUACUACAACUCCUCCGACAUGGCCGUUCGUUCAUACACUGACUGACAAUAUGGUAACAUACAAACCUACUGUACCUUAAUAAAACACUUGAAAUGGUCCUUAUAUCCAAAUUAGAGUGUUAUAAAUCUUCACAGUGCUUAUAAAUGCUAAAUAGGAAAGUGGUGCCCAGGUUCAUGCACACGUUUGUCUCCCAGGUCCUGAUACUUAAAGGGAUUCAGAAGUGCUGAAGCGGGGUUGUUCAAGGAUUCAUCCAUAGUCAGUGUAUUACUGACAGUAGAUGGAGGUCAGCACGCCCCCAUGUUGGAGAAGUAGGCAGGAGUACCGACACAGAAGCUCAGCGAUGUACGCUGUGCAUGGGGGCAGCAGCUAGGCAUAUUUAAGCCACCUAAAGAAAAAUAAACGGCUUCUCUUUGGAAAGGGCUGUCUUGGCGGCACAUAAAGCAGUAAAAAUAUUCUAAAUGUAUCAUAAACUGCAACUAAAAUGUUUUUAAAAUGUGUUUUACUGUUGCCCCCUUACACAGCAUAGACUAUAUAUAUAUAAAGAUGGACGCCCAAAACAUCUCCAUCUCCCCCUGCUGGCUGCAAUAUAUGUGAUAAAUCCUGCUCCCUUAAUGGUACGAGCCAAACUAAAAACUCAAAAGUACACAAAAAUAACAUUUUGUUUUCUAUCAUUUAAGGCAGAUCUUUGUUCCAGUGUUUGUUUUUUCAGAUAGGUUUGAAUUUAAUUAGUUAUUUGCUGGGCGUGUAACUUUAUGAUUGACAGGUCUGGUUGUGCUCUGAUUGGGUCGGGCUACUGUUUUAGGGGCAGGAACUUGAUACUGUGUCUCACUGAUACGUGGACUUUCGCUCCAAAUGACAUCAAGGGGGGAGGUGGAGACGCAUCGUAGUGUGUCUGCACUCCUGCCUGCUUCUCCAAACUUGGGGCGUGCUGACCGCCAUCUACUGUCAGUAAUACAGUCAUUAUCGAGAAGUACCUCAUAACUCCGCUUCAAAAAACCUGAACUUACCCUUUAAGGCUGUACACGAGGACACUGGGAAGUGUGUGUGUGUGUGUGUGUGUGUGUGUGUGUGUGUGUGUGUGUGUGUGUGUGUCUGUGUGUGUGUGUGUGUGUGUGUGUGUGUGUGUGUGUGUCUGUGUGUGUGUGUGUCUGUCUGUGUGUGUGUGUGUCUGUGUGUGUGUGUGUGUGUGUGUGUGUGUGUGUGUGUGUGUGUGUGUGUGUGUGUGUGUGUGUGUGUGUGUGUGUGUGUGUGUGUGUGAGACUCUGUUUUGGAUGAGGUUUCUCUGUUGUCGAAACAUUUGAAAACACGUGUUCUGUUGAGUUUCCCCUCCUUGCACUGAAAGCUGAGCCUUGACCUCCUACCAACAGCCCCCCCUCUUCCCCCUGAAGCCCCCUCACUCCAUCCCUCCUCCUCCUCUUCCCUUAUUCUCAUAUUGGCGUGCAUGAAAGGGCUCGACUGCUCGCGGCCAGAGCAGUGGAGGAUCACUCCUGAAUUGCCUUCUAAGUGGUGGGGUCGGGUUUGGGGAGGGGGGUUUAAAAAGAAAAAAAAAAGCCGUGAAAAAGUAGCCAUACUUCUCUCCCAGUAUCCAAAAAUAAGGAAAAAGAAAAAAUAGGGGCCACGCUUUUUUACGUUUUAUUUUUCUACAAGUGCAUUUUGUGUAUUUAUUCCCAGACUGCGGUUAAAUAACCUGUGAGCUAUGAAUGUAUAUCGCUUUUACUUUUCUACGGCUAGCAACAGCCCCACUCUAGUGCCUUUUUCUGCAACUUGCAGUGUGAGGGGGGGGUGUGCGCUCUGUUAGCCAUGGUCACACAGAUUGAAACCCCCCCAAUACCCCCCUCGGGGAAACAAGUGUUAAUAGGGAUGCCUGAAUAUCCAGUAUUGUCUUAAUGGCUUCCAUCCCUGCUUCUCCUCCUCCAGUGUCUUUGUAGGCCUUUUAUCAAUGACAUUUCUGUUCAUCAAGCCCUCAAGAAAUCUUAAGACCACCGUUUUUUCUUCCCCGGCGGUGGUCAUGUUUUUAUGUUCUUGCUUUCUGAGAUUAGGUUCAGUGUUUUAAAAAAGGAAGCGUCAGGUGACUGUGUGGUCACGUUAAAUUGCUCAGCUGUGUCGUGUGUUUCGUGGGACGGUUGUCGUUGAAAGGGGUCGGGGUUCCCUCUUCAAUCGGUUUGAAAUAUCUGAGUGUUUUGAUACUGAGUUACCAGGCACUUAAAGAUCAUCAACAAAGGGCAUGUAGGCAGAAAAAUAAGCUAAAGAAAACCUUCCUCAUGUUUUCUUUUCCCCAAAUAUCUGAAAUGUCUCUCUCAGGGGGCCUGCAUCAAGAAGCAAGAUCAGUAGGUUACACAAAUAUCAUUAAAGGAAAACGUCGGUAUUUACUAAUCUGGAUCCUAUUUUCCUUUUUUUUUUUGUGUCAAAGUGACUAAUGGGGAACAUUUUUUUAAAAUUUCUUGACUUUUCUAGAAACGAAAGGUGAAGAAGGAAAUGCUUUAAGGUCUCUGUGUAGGGUCUUUUCCAAUAAUGUUGUCAAAAUUAUAAUACAAAUCUGAGCCUUUCAGCUGCAAAAACAAACACUUUAAGUGCAUGUACACUGAUGGUGCGUAUUUGCCUUGGAGGGUUACAUCUGCAGCUGAAUACUGGACCAAUUUCAAAAAAUGUUGUCCCCAUUAGUCUAUUAGCCACAAAACAUGUAUGGAAUUAGGGUCCAGGUUGAAAAAGACCACAAUAUUCCCUUUAAACCAGGCUGACCGGUCUCACAGAGCAGGAUCACUAAAUCAGUACUGCUUCACUGAAGUUUCACUUUAGAGGAUCACAUCAAAACCUUUUAAUGUUUGCAGUUAGCCUCCAGCUUUAUGCUGCAGUUACUUUGAAUUUGAAGAAAGAUAGAAGCACAAGUAUCAAUAAUCAGUUCCUUGUUACUUAAGAUCACCUUUAUAACAAGUCUAUGUACAAUUUAAUGAAACCGAUAUAUAAUAAUGUCCACUAUUGGCUAGAGUCUGAUUACUUUUAACAUUUGAUUUUUGCAUUUUUCACCAUUGUGUUCACUUUUUUAUGUGUAAAUAUUGUCACAGUUACUGUAUGUUGCCUACUUUUGUUGUUCUUUUUAUACAUCUUAUUUUUUUUUUUUUUUAAACCUCGCAGAAUGUUACUUUUUACUGCACUGACAAAAGUUCCCCUGAGAUUUAAAAGUUUUAUCUUAUGCUGUUCACACCAAAUGUGAAGUGAAAUUUUAGCCGGUGUAAGCAAGGCCACCCAUUCUUCCCGUCACCAACUGUGAACAAAAUAACCACUAUUGCUGCUUUGUACCUCUUGUGGAAGUCUCAGGUUAGUUUGAAAACCAAACACGUCUGGGUUCAUAACAUCACUCAGAGGUACACACAGCUCAGUGAAUUUUAACGCCUUCUCCAGGAACUUUAUCUGGAUGACUGCUGCUACGGCACCACUAACACAGUGUGAACCCAAACUAAACUGAUUUUGUCUUUGAUUUUACUGUGAUAAACUGAUCCAAAGUAUGCUGAAAUAACUGCAGCAUGAUGCAGAGUUGUAAAGCAAUUUAUAUUCAUAAUUUUUCAGGUCUGUUUGCAAGAUGCAAGCAAACAACUUUAAAAACACUUGUUUACUGAAUGGACUUUAGACUGAUCAGGACGAUGCUACGCAGGAGAAUCUUACUGAUAGGCUAUAGUGUGAAAAAUUUGCUUUGCAUUUGGUGUGAACACACUAUUCUAGUAAUAAUGUGAUUAUUCUUGUUGUGCCUCUUUGAUGUAAACAAACUGUGACCCACUUUGGGUAAAUCGUGGGUUAACAGAUCCAGCAGCCAGCUUUGUGAGACCAGUUUCCAGGAUCAACAGUGCUUUUUAAGUUUUGUGAAGCCAGAAAGCCCAAAGAAAGCCAAAAUGAGGUGAACUUGAUUCUUGAUUCAGGCCCCUGGUGUGUUAGUUCCUGUGGCCCCUCUAGGCUUUACACACACACACACACACACACACACACACACUCACACACUGACACUGACACCGACACCAGCCCACUGUGGUACAAACCUUCACUGAGCUCCCUCCCUCCCCUCCUCUGUUUUCUUCCUGCCGACAGUGUUUUUAUUCUGACACUUCGAUAGCUUUAAUACUUCUCUCUCUCUUCUUCUGUUGCCUGCCUGGCUCAGCGACAUGUACACUCUUCCUCUAGCCCUUACUGUAAACGCCGUCUGAGCACAGAAAAUGUGUCUAAAAAAAAAAAAAAAAAAAAGAUAAAGACAAAACCUGGAUUCCUGCCGCCUUAUGUGCCCUGCAGUAACCCCCCCAGCCCUCUCCUGCCCUCACUUCUUCCCCCCCGUCCCACCCUCAUCUUCUAGGUGUGCCUCUGUCAACAGAACUUCAGGCCGUGAUUACUGAGAAUGAACUUUGCAACUUUGUGUGAGUGUGACGUUUGUGCAACUGCGAGUGUGUCUGUCAGCGAUGGGAGAGAUUUUAAAAACCAACCUUCCUGUCCUCUCUUCUGUGCAUCGAUGUGGGAACUUUUAAGUCCUCGUUCAUGAACUCUGACCUUUGACCAGGCACUCAUUCAGUCCCUUGUUGUGGUGGUUGAGAAGGGGAGGUUACGUUGGGGACUCGUUGAGAGAAGCCCCACUGUCUGCCCACAGUCAAUGUUUUAUUUAUGGACCUCUGCACUUUUGGCUGUGAUGACUUCAGUACUUAAGUAGUUACCUGAACUGUAUUUUUAAGGAUUUUAUACAAUAUUUACAUGCAAUACGAUAUGAAUUUGAUUUGUUUUUCUUUGCCAACCUUUUUGUUUGUUUGUUUGUUUCUUAUUUAAUUGUCUUCAUUUUUGGCAUGAUUUGUCACUAUUAUUCACAAACAAACAUGCCCGUUGGAUCUAUUUUAGGCGUUAUGGGGGGAUGUUCCCUGUAUGUUUCUGUGUGUCAUGAUUCUGAUGACAGCUGAACGCCAAGAAGCAGGUGUAGGAAAAUGUUUGCUGGAUGAGCUAAACUUUAUCACCCUUUGCUUCCAGUAGGAAAAACUGGACCAGACUCUGUCGAGCUAAACAACGUUUAUUUUUUGUCAAGUCCGGUUAUGAUUUGAGUGUUUCAGUCUUUACCCAAACAAAAACGGUCACCUAAUUUUUAUUAUGUUAAGAGAACUUGAGCCUGAAGAAACACGUCAUAGGAAACAGCAGAGUUGUGAAGUGGGUCGGAGCUGUUGCAAGCGCCGCUGGUACCCCCCCCCCCCCCCCUUUUGGCUUUUACCGCUUUGAUCAACAUGAACUCCUGAUAACCAUUGAGUCCAAAUGAUUCAAACAUGUUUAAAAUGUAUAUGUUUAUUUAGGGCUGUACCAAAUAGUUUGAAGCUUCAUUCAUAACGUUGACAUUCAAAUUCUAUUCCCUUCUUUUUUUUUUUAAAUGUCUUUUCACUCUGUUAAAACCCGGUAUUUCUGCACAGUUGCAGAUAAAAAUCCAGCAACACUAAUAAUAUUAUUAUUAUACUAUUUUUAGCAUUAGAUUCCAGUGGUGGCUGCGGAGGAUUGUUUACACCUCAUGUGAUCAAACAUGUCCAGUAACUCCACAGUGUUGUAAAGUUCAGAAGUCAUA
Molecule: messenger RNA, 8407 nt
Organism: Centropristis striata (black sea bass)
Lineage: Eukaryota; Metazoa; Chordata; Actinopteri; Perciformes; Serranidae
Gene: mllt1a
Product: MLLT1 super elongation complex subunit a
Exons: 12
Coding region: 94-1875 (593 amino acids)
Biological process (GO): regulation of DNA-templated transcription
Cellular component (GO): super elongation complex
Source: RefSeq, a predicted model, not a curated record